Macrosiphum euphorbiae (potato aphid) is the source of this 480-nucleotide messenger RNA. The record is from the annotation of a GenBank genome assembly. NCBI's taxonomy places the organism in Eukaryota, Metazoa, Arthropoda, Insecta, Hemiptera, Aphididae.
AUGGGACCACGUGAAAUAAAUGAUGACAUUUUUCCCAAAGAUGAAAAUAAUCGUCAUUUUUCUAAAAUAUACAAAAUAAGAAAAUUUGACAACAAUGAAAAAGUUAAAAGACGAUGGCUUGUAUAUUCUAAAACCAUUGAUCGGGUGUUUUGUUUUUGUUGCAAACUUUUUAAUAGUUCUCAUAGGACACUAUCCACAAUAGGCAAUAAUGACUGGAAACAUAUGACAACAACACUUAUUUCUCAUGAAAAAUCACCUGAGCAUUUUACUGCAUACAAAAAGUGGCACGAAUGUGAAUUAAGAUUAAAACUUGGUAGAUGUAUUGAUAAUGACCUGCAACGAGUAAUGAAUACAGAAGUUAAAUAUUGGAAAAGUAUUUUAGAAAGGUUAAUAUCAAUAACUUUAUACUUGUCCAAACACAAUCUAGCUUUCCGAGGAUCGUCUGAUAAACUAUUUGAAAGAAAUAAUGGAAACUAUUAG